Messenger RNA from Aspergillus novofumigatus IBT 16806, 1290 nucleotides. Its product is annotated as elongin A domain-containing protein. The record is from RefSeq and is a predicted model, not a curated record. Gene Ontology annotation, cellular component: elongin complex; nucleus. The coding region runs from base 160 to 1290 and encodes 376 amino acids. The transcript has 4 exons. Lineage: Eukaryota; Fungi; Ascomycota; Eurotiomycetes; Eurotiales; Aspergillaceae. Gene Ontology annotation, biological process: transcription elongation by RNA polymerase II.
ACAUAAGACUAUGGGGAUGAUUGACUGUUGGCGGUUGGUAUAUAUGCUUUGGUGUUCUUUUAUCUUUACCUCGUCCAAUACUUCCGGAUCUUCAAUUUUCUCUACCUUCUUCAUGCCAUCGUCUUUGCUCUUAUCUAGCCUUCCAUCACAUCCAGGAUAAUGCCGCCGCCGUCGCUACUACAACUUUGCACCUCGACUGCCAUUAGGAACGUCAAAUAUUUGAACGAUAUUGGCAAUGUCCCCUAUUCGCUUGCUCGUCCGUUCCUUCUCAAGAUCGAGAGCCCCGAGAAACUCAGAUCUCUAGAAUUGCUUUCGCCGCAUAUCAUGGAAGAGGAUACCGAACUCUGGCUUGAUUUCAUUAAAAGGGAUAUACCAAGAUGGGACGAAUACGAUCUGCCCGAACAGCCCCAUUGCUGGUACGAUGUAUACUGCGAUCUCCAGCAACGUGUCCAAAAAGCAGUGGAGGAGGAUGCAGAGAAACUCAAGAUGGCUCUCGAUGGCAUCAACUCCGAGCGUGCCAAACAUAGCGCUAAGUUCGUCACUGACCGACGGAUUAUUCCGCUGCCUCGAGAAAGGCCAACCGCGAAGCAACGGUAUGCUUCGUAUGACAGGAAGAUGGGAGGUCUUACACCAAGAUUUACUUCUCCAAGGGGCGGGAUGGGUUCGUCUGAUCCGCUGGGCGCACCUGUCUGGUCGUAUGAGCGACCACAGCUUCCGCGGCCGGAGAAGAAGAAGAGCAACAUCUUUAACCUGACGAAGAGAAACCCUGUCCUGGCCGUACCAACCAAGCAACUAAACAACAGAGCCAGUCAGGUUAAAAAGGCUCCUCUUUCUCUGAUUGAGGAGCACCGACGACCGCCCGAGCCGGUUGUUCCUCGGCGCAACGGCCCUCCAACUUUGGUAGCACCCGGGCGAUCGCGGCUGCAGAGCACUCGGUCCUCUGGAGGGUCUUGCAAUCUUGUUGAUAGCGCGUCAUUGCGCGAAAGAGAAGCGAGGCUCCGAGCGUUGACUUCGGGGAAGCAGUCGGGCUCAUCGACCCCGAAGUCUUCUGAAAACUCGCCGGCUCCGGCUACUGCGCCAUACCGAACAUCAGCAACUCCCGCAAGUAAAAGCUUGCAGGCUCCUUUCUCCUCAUCCACGGCUCAAGGAUCCGCCAAAUCAUCUCUGCUGGAGGCGAUUCCCGACCCCGACAACUCAGGGGUCCCUCCCGCUCAACCGCCGCGCACAGUCAUGCGGAAGAGACCGGCACCAAGUCUGUUCAUCCAGCCAAGGAAGAAAAAGGUCAAUUGA